ACAUCAGGCAUCCAGAAGAACUCUCCCUUCUGAGGAAACCUAGAGAUCCAUCCAAGAAAAAAAAGAAGAAGUUGGAUGAUCAGUGCGACGACGAUGCCUUCGAGCUGGAGGGCCCUCUGAUCACACCGGGGUCUGGAAAUAUCUAUUCAAGCCCGGGACUGUAUAGCAAGACGAUGACGCCAACCUACGAUGCCCAUGACGGCAGCCCCUUGUCACCCACCUCGGCGUGGUUUGGGGACAGUGCCCUGUCCGAGGGCAACCCAGGGAUCCUGGCUGUGAGUCAGCCCCUCACCUCCCCAGAGUCCCUAGCCAAGAUGUACAAGCCUCAGACGCUGCUGGAUAAGGCCAAAAUCAACCAAGGGUGGUUGGAUUCAUCCCGAUCCCUUAUGGAGCAGGAGGUGAAAGAAAAUGAGGCUUUGCUACUCCGGUUCAAGUACUACAGUUUUUUCGACCUGAAUCCCAAGUAUGACGCGAUCAGGAUCAACCAGCUGUACGAGCAGUCCAAGUGGGCAAUUCUGCUGGAGGAGAUUGAGUGCACAGAGGAGGAAAUGAUGAUGUUCGCAGCACUGCAGUACCACAUCAAUAAGCUUUCCAUCAUGUCCUCGGAAAACCACCUGAACAACAGUGACAAGGACGUGGAUGAGGUGGAUGCUGCGCUCUCGGAUCUGGAAAUUACCUUGGAAGGUGGCAAAACAUCUACCAUCCUGGGUGACAUCACUUCCAUCCCAGAGCUCGCUGACUACAUAAAAGUCUUCAAGCCCAAGAAGCUGACGUUGAAAGGCUACAAGCCAUAUUGGUGCACCUUCAAAGAUACCUCCAUCUCCUGCUAUAAAAGCAAAGAGGAAUCCAACGGGACUCCUGCUCACCAGAUGAACCUGAGAGGAUGUGAAGUUACCCCUGAUGUGAACAUCUCUGGUCAGAAGUUUAACAUCAAACUCCUGAUUCCAGUGGCAGAAGGGAUGAACGAAAUUUGGCUGCGCUGCGACAACGAGACGCAGUAUGCCAGCUGGAUGGCCGCGUGCCGCCUGGCCUCCAAGGGCAAGACAAUGGCCGACAGCUCCUAUGGCAUGGAAGUGCAGAACAUCCUCUCCUUCCUGAAGAUGCAGCAUUUGAACCCAGACCCACAACUGAUUCCAGAACAGAUCAACACUGAUAUCAACCCAGAGUGUCUAGUUUCUCCUCGCUACCUGAAGAAGUACAAGAACAAGCAGCCAGGCUAUGUAAGAGACUUGAUCACGGCACGGAUCCUGGAAGCCCACCAGAAUGUGGCUCAGAUGAGCCUCAUCGAGGCAAAGAUGAGGUUUAUCCAAGCCUGGCAGUCGCUGCCGGAGUUCGGCAUCACUCACUUCAACGCCAGGUUCCAGGGUGGGAAGAAGGAUGAGCUGAUUGGCAUUGCCUACAACCGGCUGAUCCGGAUGGACGCCAGCACGGGGGAUGCUGUCAAGACCUGGCGCUUCAGCAACAUGAAGCAGUGGAAUGUGAACUGGGAGAUUAAAAUGGUGACGGUGGAGUUCGCAGACGAGGUCCGAGUGUCCUUCAUUUGCACAGAGGUGGAUUGCAAAGUGGUGCACGAGUUCAUUGGAGGUUACAUCUUCCUGUCCACACGAGCCAAGGACCAGAAUGAGAGUUUAGAUGAAGAGAUGUUCUACAAACUGACCAGUGGUUGGGUGUGA
Molecule: messenger RNA, 1673 nt
Organism: Acanthisitta chloris (rifleman)
Lineage: Eukaryota; Metazoa; Chordata; Aves; Passeriformes; Acanthisittidae
Gene: FERMT2
Product: fermitin family member 2
Exons: 13
Biological process (GO): cell-matrix adhesion; integrin-mediated signaling pathway
Cellular component (GO): focal adhesion; extrinsic component of cytoplasmic side of plasma membrane
Molecular function (GO): integrin binding
Source: RefSeq, a predicted model, not a curated record